Cyclopterus lumpus (lumpfish) is the source of this 1123-nucleotide messenger RNA. RefSeq names its product claudin f (gene cldnf). Gene Ontology annotation, molecular function: structural molecule activity. Gene Ontology annotation, cellular component: plasma membrane; bicellular tight junction. Gene Ontology annotation, biological process: bicellular tight junction assembly; cell adhesion. The transcript has a single exon. The record is from RefSeq and is a predicted model, not a curated record. The coding region runs from base 136 to 891 and encodes 251 amino acids. NCBI's taxonomy places the organism in Eukaryota, Metazoa, Chordata, Actinopteri, Perciformes, Cyclopteridae.
CACCUGACGACCAGACAGCCCUCCUCCUGUGCGCUUCUCUGACAAACAAGGGAGAGCGCUGCGUCACUCCAAAAGAGGACCAGACCUGUGCACUGAAGCUCUUUUCGCUUCUGCCACAGACGAAGCCUAUUCACCAUGGGGAGGAUUGGCAAGGAGGUGGCAGGUCAGGUCAUAAGCUUCAUAGGCCUGGUUGGGGUUGCGGUGACCUGUGGGAUCCCCAUGUGGAGAGUGACCACCUUCAUUGGAGCCAACAUCGUGACGGGCCAGAACAUUUGGGACGGCCUGUGGAUGAAAUGCGUAAUGCAGAGCACCGGGCAGAUGCAGUGCACGCUGAACGACUCUGUAAUGAGUCUGUCCAGCGACCUGCAAGCCGGCCGAGCCCUGGUCAUUAUCUCCCUCAUCUUCGGCUUCAUCGGCUUCAUAAUCACCUUCAUCGGAGCCAAGUGCACCAGCUGCCUGGACAAGGAUUCCUCAAAGGCCAAGGUGGUGAUCAUAGGCGGCUGUCUCAUCAUUGUUUCCGCCGUCCUCAUCCUGAUCCCCGUCUGCUGGUCCGCGGCCAUCACCAUCGCAGACUUCCAGAACCCCUUGAUCAUUAGUUCACAGAAGAGGGAGCUUGGAGCGUCCAUCUACAUUGGCUGGGCAUCUGCUGCUAUUCUUCUGAUCGGCGGGAUCACCCUUACCACGUCCUGCCCUCCUCAGAAGGACAUGUAUGGAUACCCAGGCUACCCACCAGCACCGAUGUACCCUUACGCAGGCCCAGGGAUAAACCCAGCAGCGUAUGGCCCAGUGUAUGCGCCCGCUUCCAGCCAACCGUACACAGGUACUGGGACAUACAUAUCUAGCAAACCGUAUGCAGUACCAACCGCAUACUCUGCCAGACAAUACCUCUAAACCCUGACAGGACAGAAGGAGGAUAAAGACUGACAUUUUUGCCAGGAUGACUGCAAAUUGUGAUGCCCUUAUAAAGUAAAAAAACAUCAAAAUACACAUUGUAUUUUUAGAGGAUGAUGUCAGACUAAUAUUGUGUCAACACGGCUGUGUGCACUGAAAGGUGCAUUGCUUUUCACUGUUUCCAUAUAUCGCUGUCCAUAUAUUUAUUGUAUUAGCGUGCAGAUGUUCUCUG